AUGGUUCAGUUCAUUGAUUGCCAUCCUGCCACCCAGGCUUUGCACGCAGACGAUCACUUGAAUCUCGUGCAAGAUGUUGCGCCUCCAAUCCAUCUAUCGACCACAUUUCGAUACUCAAAACAUCCAAAUGAUCUAGUUCCGUCAGAAGACCCUGUGGCAGAGUUUGAUGGGAAGAACUACGUCUACUCUCGCGAGUUUGCCCCAAAUGCCACCCGCUUCGAAGCUGUACUCUCCACUCUGUUGAAAGGGCAUGCAGUAAGCUACGCCACGGGUCUCGCUGCACUACACGCCGCAUUGGUACUGCUGAAUCCCCGAAAGAUCUCCGUCGGCGAGGGUUACCACGGCAGCCACGAGGUCAUUGAAGUGGUCUCCCGUCUCUCUGGACUCAAGAAGCUCCCACUUGACUGCGCCGCCGAAAGUUUGAGUGAGGGUGACGUGAUCCUCCUCGAGACUCCAGUCAACCCAUAUGGCACUGCAUAUUGUAUCGAAGAGUACGCUAAAAAGGCACAUUCUCGCGGCGCAUACCUCAUUGUCGACAGCACGUUUGGUCCACCAAGUCUCCAAGAUCCAUUUCUGUGGGGAGCUGAUAUUGUCAUGCACUCUGGGUCGAAAUAUUUCGGCGGGCACAGCGAUAUGCUCUGCGGUGUGCUUGCGGUGAAACAGGAUGAUUGGGCGAAACAUCUUUUUGAAGAUCGAAUGGCUCUAGGUAAUGUCUUGGGAAACUUAGAGGGGUGGCUUGGUACCCGAAGUCUGCGGACGCUCGAGGUUAGAGUUCAUCGUGCGAGUGAGAACGCCACUAAGUUGAUCUCGUGGCUUCACGGGGCUCUGACUACUUCCUCUCCCGUGCUGGGAUCAGACGAAGCCGCUGUCCAGGCGGUCCUGCAGAAUAUCUACCAUGCCAGUCUGCAGGAUGAACUGUGGUUAAAGAAGCAGAUGCCCAACGGAUUCGGCCCAGUUUUCUCAAUUAUAAUGCAAAGUGAGAAGUACGCUCGCGCUCUCCCGAGCAAAUUGCAUUUUUUCCAGCAUGCGACGAGCCUGGGCGGUGUUGAGUCUUUGAUCGAGUGGCGGGCUUUGUCAGAUGCCAAGGUAGACCGGAAGUUACUGCGGGUCAGCGUGGGCUUAGAGAACUGGGAGGACUUGAGAAAGGAUCUGUCGGAGGCGUUCAAAUCUCUCGUGCGUCUUCGGUAG
Molecule: messenger RNA, 1188 nt
Organism: Penicillium oxalicum
Lineage: Eukaryota; Fungi; Ascomycota; Eurotiomycetes; Eurotiales; Aspergillaceae
Product: putative transsulfuration enzyme family protein
Exons: 2
Coding region: 1-1188 (395 amino acids)
Biological process (GO): transsulfuration
Cellular component (GO): cytoplasm
Molecular function (GO): carbon-sulfur lyase activity; pyridoxal phosphate binding
Source: RefSeq, a predicted model, not a curated record